CGUUUACGAUGAACAAAAACUAAAAUUUGGUCAAAGAAAUUUUUUUUGGCUACUGAGGAUUUUCCCCUUUUCAGUGGCUGAGUAAUGACAUUGAAGUGUGAACUAAAGAUAAUUAAUUCAUUUUUUUCUGUUAAACAAAACAAACUUUACCCUAAAAUCGUAGCAAAAUUACGCAUGAGAUAUUCUAUCCGUCAGAAAAUCAAGUUGUCAGCGUUUCCCCGCAUUGAUUAAAGAUAAAUUAAUAGAUGAGCAUGCGAUUUGGCCUGAUCAAAGCUGCUAAGUGCUAAUGUAUCCACGUUUAAUAUUAGUACAGUUUAAAGUGUAAACAGCAGGUUCAUAGAAGCAGUUACUCCAAAAGACAUGCAAAGUGCAAAGUGGUAAAUUUUCACGAUAUGUGGUUACAUAAUUUUCCGGGUAUAAAAAUAUAUUAAACGAUUUUUUUUGUUGGAAACUAUAAAAUGGGAUUUUUAAACGUCAAAAUAAUAUUUUGUAGAUAAGUGAAUUUGCUUUCAAACUAAAUAUGAUUUUUUAAAUCUAUGGUAAAUUCAAAAAAAAAAUUAUUAUUUCCGAUUUUACCAUUUUACGUAGUAUAUUGUGAAUAGUAUAUAACCGGUGGACUGAUCACCGCAUGAAAACAUGAAAAUAAACUUCAUAACAGUGGUUUCUUCUGGUGUGAGCAAUUCAUUUGAUAUGACCCGGACGAUUAUUUCGAAGACACCAAAAUAGUCGUUGAAAGCCCGGAACAUCAUAUGAUCCAAUAAUAAAGACGUGUUCCUUCUUGCAUCUACAUGGCGAGUUCGAAUUCUACCAUAGAGAACUAUUUUAUGAUGUGUCUGGAUACUCCGCGAAUAUAAACUCAUGCUUUAGAGUCUACUUAUAUACCAUUCACAUACUGCACUUUUCCUUAAAAUUUAAUCUUGAUUUUUCUAUAAAUCUGCGAUACCCCGGACUAAACAAAAAAAAGUGGUUGUUGAAAGGAAAAGGAUUAUUUUUUAAAAAAAUGUUAAGGACUAACAUGUGAUGAUAAUCUUGGUUUCAUUAAUACCAGAAAAUUAAGAUCUUCGUUUCAUUAAUUAUUUUCAUAUUAUUUGACACCUUGCGCCAUGUAUGCUAUCUACCUACUUAAUAAUGGUAAAAAAUCUAGUCACAUUAAAGCGCCGGUAAUAGAAAAAAAUCAUUUAGUCACAUGGUGAUUUAUUUAUAUAAACAAGUCAAAGAAAGCGGACUGGUUUACUCGGUAAAGAUUAUUUAAUGUCAUAGUUUAAUAUUUCCCACUCUGUGUCGCCACAUUUAUGCCCUAGCUUUCUCUCUAUAUAAGCUCUCUACAUGGCUUUGUAUUUCUCAGAAUACCAUUAAGCCCCAAUUACUUUCUGAGUAUUCAUUUGAUAAGUCUCUUUACUAGGCUAAGUAAAAUGGCAAUUAAGCUUGCACUUGUAGUGACACUCUUACUAGUCUCAUGCGCUAUUUCAAAGGGAAGAUCCCUUAGAUUUUCGACAAAACAACUUGAUCGUUACAGUUUUCCUCCUGGUUUUAGUUUUGGUGUUGGUUCUUCAGCUUAUCAGUAUGAAGGUGCAGUCGCAGAAGGAGGGAGGACACCGAGCAUUUGGGACAACUUCACACAUGCAUAUCCAGAAAGGACGAAUAUGGAAAAUGGAGAUAUAGCCGUUGAUUUUUACCAUCGAUAUAAGGAUGACAUUAAGUUGAUCAAGGAAAUGAAUAUGGACACUUUUAGAUUUUCCAUCUCUUGGUCAAGAAUAUUACCAAGUGGAAAACUAAGCGGCGGGAUAAACAAAGAAGGAAUUCAAUUCUACAAAAAUCUCAUUGAUGAAAUUAUCAUGAACGGCAUAAAACCUUUUGUAACUAUCUACCAUUGGGAUAUCCCCCAAGCUCUAGAUGAUGAGUACGGUGGAUUCUUAAGCCCACGAAUAAUUGAUGAUUUCCGGAACUUUGCAAGAGUGUGCUUCCAAGAAUUCGGUGACAAAGUGGAUAUGUGGAUAACGUUUAACGAGCCAUAUAUUUAUAGUGUUGCGGGUUAUGACAAGGGUAAUAAAGCAAUGGGACGUUGCUCAAAAUGGGUAAACAGCUUAUGUGUAGCUGGUGAUUCGAGCAUCGAACCUUAUUUAGUCUCUCAUCAUCUUCUUCUAGCUCAUGCUGCAGCCGUUGACGAGUUUAGAAAUUGUGACAAGAUCUCACAAGAUGGUAAGAUAGGCAUAGUGUUAUCACCUUUUUGGGUCGAACCUUAUGACGUUGAUUCCGAUGCCGAUAAAGAAGCAGUCGAACGAGCUCUUGAUUACUAUCUUGGUUGGCAUCUUGAUCCUCUAAUCUUUGGAGAUUAUCCAAAAACACUUCGAAAGAACGCUGGAAAUAGAUUGCCUUCUUUCACCCAAAAACAAUCUGAAAUGAUAAAAGACUCGUUUGAUUUUAUUGGAAUAAACUACUACAGUGCUCGAUAUGUCACACGGCAAGUUCGCAGCGACCCUUCGCGACUUCGUUUCACGACGGAUCAACACGUGGAGUACAAAGUGAAAAAUCGAAGCGGCGAUUACAUUUCUUCAGAAUCGGAUGAAUUAGGAUUUAUCUAUGUAUAUCCCGAGGGCAUACGAAAGCUUCUAAAUCAUAUUAAAAAUAAAUACAACAAUCCAACCAUCUACAUAACUGAAAACGGUUAUGAUGACUACGAUGUUGGGACUAAGCCACGUGAACAACUAUUAAAGGACAUAAAGAGAAUCGAAUACCACGAGCAACAUCUUCAAGAACUCCAUAAAGCUAUCACUGUGGACGGGUGUGAUGUUAGAGGCUAUUCCACAUGGUCGUUGUUGGAUAAUUUCGAAUGGGAACGCGGAUACACGAUGAGGUUUGGCCUUUACUACGUUGACUAUGCAGAUGAUCUGAAAAGAUAUGCCAAAGAUUCAGCCAAGUGGUUCAAAAAGUUUCUCGAGAAAAGGGAGCAAUCGACACCGUUGGACAUGUACAAGAGUAUCAAGAAAUGGUUGUCUGCGCUGCAGACGAUAUAACCGAGUCCUUAUCUAUGGGAAAUGAUAGAAAAUAGAUGCAUAGUUGAUACGCACGCAAUCAUGUUUUGUACAAGGUUCAUUUGUAAUUUUUGCAGCAGUACCCCUAGAACAGUAAAUACUGAUCUUUGUACAUGAAGUAUAUAUACUAUUAUAAUAAAAACAGACCUUGUAUUUUAAUAGGUUCCACAAGCUUUUUCUUUCAAUUUGAUAGUUUGAUUGAUCUAGUCAACUACAUUGGUUAUAUUACCAGUAAGAGUUGUGAUUUUGAUUUACAAACAUAUUUAAUUUAUUUAUACAAAGAGUAAUACUCAGAGAAAAAAUUAAGACAAACAAGAUUCAUAUAUAUUUCAUUGUCGGUAAGUCUCACAUUUUACUAUAAAAAAAAUUGGUACGAGUAACUAAAAGUCUAAAACACACAAAGACAAAGAGGAACAAAAAAAAGAUACGAAAUAAUAUAUUUCUAUGAAAUAAAAAAAAAAGUGACAAGAUCAAAUAAAAUAACUAAAUUGUUAUGAGAAAAACACCCUUUAAAUAAAGCAAUAACUUAUUAGUUUAAAUAUGGGCUUCAAUUAAAUGUGAUCUCAGGUGUGGGCUUCGAUCAAAUCCGGGUUUCCAGCUUCCUGCUAUAUAAGAAGAAGUAGGUGGCCCAAAUAAUGUAAUCAGCACUAAAACUAAAUAUGUUGUAUUUUGGCUUUUUCUAAAGUAACUUAAAAUUAGGUUAUUUUAAUCUUAUAAUCCGGUUCAGAUUUUUUCUAGAUUUUUACUAAAAUCAAACCGAUAUUGAAGCUUUUUCAUCUAUUGAUUUGAUGGCAUUAGGUUUUGAUUUAUUGAAUAAAGAAGAAAAUGCUAAAUUUCUAUCGUUAAAAAGUUUCAUUUAGUUUUUAUGUUAAGGAUUUGUUCUUAAAUCAUGUCCCAUACUACUCAAUGGUUCACAAAUAUCUGAGACACAAAACUUGUUCAUCCAGGUCGCAACCGAUGCGUCUGGGGUGGUUCAGGGAUCUAUAGUAUCCACUAUGAAGUAUAUACCGAUUACAAGAUCACUCACUCUUUCUAUCUCCUUUUCCACAGUCUGAAAGAGUAAAAAGAAGAAAUCAAAAGAAGAACAUGACUAGAUCUAAUAUUAGUGUUGUGAGUGCAAAAAAAAAUUUUACGUUGGAAAUUUAGACAAAUAAUGUCUAGUAUAUAAAAAGAUGUCUAACUUUGAUACAUACGAAAUGGUUAAACUUUUUCUCUAAUAGGAAUACGAUUAAGACUCAAAAAUUAUAGUCCAUAGUGAAGACAUGACACUCUGAAACAUCAAGGUAAGUCCCUUACUGGUAAAUUAUUCGAAGCGAUUCAAUAGUCACACCAUGGUGGUUAAACUUCAUAGAGUAAAAUGUACCUAGCUAAUUGUUAGAAAAUAAACAAAAUAACUAAUAAGCAGCAUGAUGUGAUGAAAAGUAAGGUUACAAAAGUCUAUUCCUGCUAUUGAAACUUCAAGUCAAGGCAUGGUCAAUUAUAAUAAGUGUUAGUAUUCAUGAUGUUGUUGUGUUCAUAAGUCUGGAGUCAAAUGAAAUUGUACAUAUGUAGGUGGUGUUUGCAGUGUGUAACGCAAAGUUUCCACGAAUAUUUAAUUACUGUACGAGGACCAUUCAAAUCAAUAGAACUACACUAAUACUUUUCCGUGUCAGCUAAAUUAUAAGGAUGUUCGUUUCUAUUUUCCACAGCCAUGUUCCACGUUGAAUGGCUCUAUGCUGGUUGCCAACUUGCCAGUCCACAUCGAUAGGUGGAAAUAGGCAACGUAAAAUCAACGUUUGAUCAGUGGUGUUUUUAUACUUUGUUUACAGUAAAGUUCAUUGACCGUUAAAUUACAUUUCCCCCCAUUCUCAUAAUUCGUUAGCUUAAGUAGUUUUUGUUACAAAGCUUACGUCAUGGUACCUGACCUCAUUUAUAACACGGGCCCUUAUAACAUUCAAUUCUGUAAUAAAAGUAGUUGAAAGACCACAUGUCAGUUUAAAAAGAAGUUGGUGAGAGCAUGAUAAUUUUAAUAACUAGUCCUUGUGUGUUCAUUUUUUUCCUAUUGUUAAGCUAAGGAGAAUAGUCUAAAGAUUAGUACUGCUUAGAUUCCGUAAUUAGUAAAGCCUCUCUAUUUUAACAUAAUACACCUCUCAAUAAAAUCUUACUUUUCGAAUGCGCGGUUAUAUUUUGACUGCUUGACCUCUAUCUAUCUCAGCAUGUGCAUGUCCCCCUCCCCCCCCUCUAUAGUCAAGUAAUACAUGCGCAGAAAAAUUAAAAUAAAAAGGCUCCAAGAAAAUUCAUAUUCAAACUCAAGCAACGUGAAUACUUAGAGAUAUGUUAAGUUAAUUUAUGCAUACAUUCACACAGCUGUUGCCAAGUCAUGGAUCUAGUUAUCUUAAUUUUCUAGCUGGUAAGAACGUUAGGCAAAUAACAUAAAUUAAUUUUCUAAAUAUAGAUAAAAUAAAAUAAAACUCGUGACUCUAAUAUUUGAUAAAUUUUUAAACAUGGAGACUCGAAAUAUUGAUAAAUAUUGACUCAGAAAUAUUGAUAAAUUACAGCGUUAGAGUAUGUGUUUUUCGAUUUUCCUUAUAUAAUAAUUUGUUUUUGGUCAUGCUAAAAUAGAAGAACUGAUGUGAAGUAUUUCUUAGAUAUUAUUUGCAAAGUGAUUUAUACAUGUGUCACUUUUAUAUUCAUUCUUACUAAAAAAUGAUAACAUGACAUCCAUUUAAAUAUAACAUGGCACAUACCUAAAUACGACAUGUAAAUUCUUUUAAUAAAUAAUACUAUUUUUGGUAAAAUUUGGUAAUGGCUAGUAAAUUUUAUAUCAUCAUUAAAGUAAAAUUUUUAUAUAUUUUUUUAUUUUUGGCAAAAAAAUUCAAAUAUCUAAUAAAUUGAUAUAUUACCAUUAAAAUAAAAUACAUAUCACAUUCAUAAAAAAGUAAAUAUAUUUACAACUAUUUUUUACAUCAACUUAUAUAUCAUAUAUAUAUAUAUAUAUAAUCAAAAUUAAUUGUAAAUGUACAUUAACAACUUAAAUUCAUCGGUUCCUUAGAUUAAUUAGCAUAUUAUUUUUUUACCAAUUUAACGUAUUUUAACUAAAACCAACACAAAAUAAAUAUUAUAAAAAAAAUUAUAUAUUUAAAAAUAUAUAUUUAAGACUAAAUAAUAAAGAAAUAAUUAAAUUAAAUAAUAAUUAAAUACAUUAUAAUAGAAAUAAAAGUAUAAUUUUAAUUUUAUUAAAAUUUGAAUAAAACUAAACAGAGAAACAAAUAAACCAAAUAAAAAAAACAAGAUUGUAUUUAUGGAUUUUUCUGAACCAGUAAAAUUAAACUAUAAAAACAAUAAUCUCAAAAUUUAAACUUUUUUAAAAAUUAAUAUUAAUAUAUAUAAAUUAUUGCGCAGGAAAACUCUUAAUUUAACAUUAAAACUUGAGAAAACUGAUUUAAGAUUUAAGAGCCAGCCAGGAAGUCAAACUAUUGUUGCAGAUUGUUUCACCAGUUCAAUUUAUAACUUUCUUUUACCGGUAUUGGGCCGUUUGUAGCCGCCGAAAAGCAAAUAAAAAGGUGAAAUACUUUUGAUUUUACUUUUCAACAAAAACUUUAUGAUUUUAUUAGUAGCAGACAAACAGUGCAAAAGGUGAAAUGCUCUGGAGAUCUGCUUAGCAUCCCAAUGAUGCCACCGGGGGAUACUGCUUCGGUAACCAACCAAAUCCUGGUAAAAUUCUUGUUCAGAAACUUAAAAAACGAACACAAAAUAUGACAUUAUAAACAACAAUCUUAAGAAACUCAAGGCCACAACAAAACAAACUUUUCUAAGGGAGGUGUCAAGAACCAUAGUGUCCAUAAUCUGGACGUGACGAAGGCAGAGUCGCCGGAACUGUUCUUGAUUUUUAGUUAGGUUGAUCCUUGUGUAGUUUUUUUAAUGUACUCUAGUAUUAGUACCCAAAAUAUUCUCCGCAAGAAAAAGAUGAAGAGAUGCGAUAAUAUGAAAGUUAUCUACAGUAAUCAAACGUUAAAAUAGUGUACAGAAUAAAGUUAAGAUAAAAUAAGUUACAAAAAGAAAAAGUUAAGAUAAAAUUUAUAGUGAUUGAUUUGUUUGGUUUCUUCUUCAAUACAAAAGUAAAUGAGUAAAGAAAAACAGAGACUGAGAAUCAAACUACCAGCUACUAUCUGCUACCAUGGCACCAUAUAUAUUUAAGGGGAAAAAAGAGUUCUGAUCAGAUACUUCUUAAACAUCACGAAAUCGUACAAAGUGGUUACUGUUAUGGUAUGAAAUAUGUAUGACCGCAGCAACAUGCAACCAUUACAAUUAAUCAAACUCAUAAAAUUAGCAAGCGGUUAAAAUCUAAGAUUUGAAAAAUACUCCAUCUAUUUCACAAUAAUAGUCAUUUUGACAAUUUUUCAUACAGAUUAAAAAAUAAAUAAAAUAAAUUUUUAUUUUUAUUUAUUACAUCUAUCUAAGCAAUAUUAUUUAAGAUAAAUAAAAUUAUUUACUAGAUCAAUGAAUUUGGUAAUUAAUAUUAAAAUUAUAGCAUGGAUAGGAAUUAUAAAAUAACACUAUUUAUGUAACAAAAAAAUUCAAAAUGACCUUUUUGUUAAUCAAUAAUGAAUAAAUAUCAGUCAUCGAAUAUUUAUCUAGAAUUCUAAGCGUUUAAUCAAGUUGGAUUACCAAAAGGUGUUACUAAAAAAAAAAGGUGUUACUAAAAAAAAAUUUUGCACUCUUUGUGAUUAGCAAGCAUUAACUAAUAAUUUCUCAAAAAAACAUUAACUAAUCAGUUAUAUUACCCUUGUAUUGAACAGUCAUUUUGCUACAGUAAGACUAUUAUAUAGUAUCCGUUGGAAAUUUUGAUCAAAAGCUGGUUCAAAGUCUAGUGAACAAAAUGGGCCAAAGCUUUAAACAUCCCGAUAAACAGAUACGUACGAACAAAACUAAACAUUUGUUAAAUGUGAGUUGGUUCAUUUACUACGCCAGCGUGAACAAUACUGGAGAUAAUAACCACAAUAAAAAGUCUAUCGCUAGACUUAAUAUUUUGUUUAGUUUGGAUCCUAGUUAAAUAUUAGAUUCCUUAUAUAAUAUAAAAUAUUAAUACUCUUCUAUUUUAAAUAAAGUUUUAGGUUCAAAUAAAACUGGAGAUAAGUGCGUUGCGAUUCAAAUAGUAAAUAUAGGUAUGUAGAAAUUUUUGAUAUUAUUGACGGCGGUACGGUACAAGGCAGUUAAUUACCAUUCAGAGCCUUAAUAUAUAGAAAAUCCGGCCUUUUGAUUUAUAAUUCAACAUAAAUGUAGUUUUUUACAAUAAAUUUGGAGUUUUUUUGGAGUUAAUUUAAAUAAUUUGAAUUUUAGAUUAAUGAAAACUAUCCUAGAUUUUAAUGAUGGGUUAAGUAGAGUCUUGUUUGUGUUUUUUCAUGUCAAGUAACAGAAUAAUCCGUCAUAUUUUUUUUAAAAAAAAAUCCGUCGUAUUUAUAUAUAUAGAUAAGCUGCCUAUUAUAUAUUUUGUUAUGCGGGUAAAUCUUAUUAUAAAUCAUUUGAUACUGCAAAUAAAAAAUCGUGUUCUUAUAAUAAAAAAAAAAGAAAGAAAAAA
Molecule: messenger RNA, 8589 nt
Organism: Brassica rapa (field mustard)
Lineage: Eukaryota; Viridiplantae; Streptophyta; Magnoliopsida; Brassicales; Brassicaceae
Product: beta-glucosidase 32
Biological process (GO): glucosinolate catabolic process; carbohydrate metabolic process; response to salt stress
Molecular function (GO): beta-glucosidase activity
Source: RefSeq, a predicted model, not a curated record